Messenger RNA from Gadus chalcogrammus (walleye pollock), 2327 nucleotides. RefSeq names its product inhibin subunit beta Aa (gene inhbaa). Gene Ontology annotation, cellular component: extracellular region. Gene Ontology annotation, biological process: SMAD protein signal transduction; BMP signaling pathway. Gene Ontology annotation, molecular function: growth factor activity; cytokine activity. Bases 984 to 2327 code for a protein of 447 amino acids. The transcript has 3 exons. The record is from RefSeq and is a predicted model, not a curated record. Lineage: Eukaryota; Metazoa; Chordata; Actinopteri; Gadiformes; Gadidae.
AGAGAAGUGCAGACAAGGGUGGAAGACAGGAGAGGAGAGACAGUGAGAGAAACGAGAAUUUAGAAGAAAGAAACAUAAAGAAAAGAAAGCUAGCAGAAAAAAAGAACUGCAGAGAGAGAGAGAGAGAGAAAUAGCUGAAGCGAGUGAGGGCACAGACUGGGAAAAAGAAAGAAAGAAAGAAAGAAGGAGAGGAACUCCCUUCAUCUGGGACAACUUAGUCCAACUGCCGCGCUGGGCUGCUCACACACACACACACACACACACUCUUCUUCCAGUGCACGGCGCACGCACACACGUCCAUUCACACUCUGGGGGCUGCGUGGUGCUGGUCAGAGUUGAGAGCAGAGCUGCGCGGGUCUCUUCAGGGAGCGAGGACUCUCCUCCUUGUUCUUCCAGUCUUCAUUCAGCGGGCUGACCUUCACCGACGCCUCCAUCUCCACGGCCAUCUGUCCUGACAACAGAUAAGGAUUACUCAUUUUGUCGUCUGUUUCUCAGCUUAGGUUUUCGGGGGGGGUUUGUUUUUUGUUGGCUGGUUCUUUUUUUUCGCUGAUACAUUUUGCGCGAACUUUUAUCAUCACAAAACUUGGAGGACAGAGUUGGAAGAAAAAAAGCAAAGCCGGGGCAAUCGAGAGAGGCAAGGAGAUCACAGGAAUUCUAGAAAGAGGGAGAGGGGACACGAGAUACCAGCCAAGAGGUGAGAUACGCUGGGGAAAGGGAAGAGGAAAAUAACAAAGACAGACUGUUUUCUUUACAUCCCUCCAUCAGUGGAUGACAGCUCGAUUUAAAAAGAGCGUUUUGGUCCGAUCUACUACUCCUCUUACCAUCGCCGCUCACCAGCAUCUCAGCAUCUGUCCAUCAGAGGCGCUUCACUGAAACUUUUGCAGUGUUCAACAAAGAACACGCCAAUCAGCGUUCUGGCCUAUCGGCAAGAGCGACCAAUCAGCCGAGCAGCCAAUCAGCCGUCAGCUGCUUCCCGCUCCAGCAUGUCCAGGGUCUUGCCUCUGCUCAGCUGCGUGCUGCUGCUCCUCUACGCCCAGAGCUGCGGCUCGUCCCAGCCCGCCUCCCUGAGCGUGCACGCCCUCCAGCACCCCCACCAGCCCCAGGCGGCGGCGGCGACGUGCCCGUCCUGCGCCCUGGCCAGGAUGCGGAGGAGCGGCGGCGGCGGGACGGAGGAGGAGGAGCGCGGGGCCAUGGAGGAGGCGCAGCAGGACGUGGUGGAGGCGGUGAAGAGGCACAUCCUCAACAUGCUGCACCUGGAGGACCGGCCCAACAUCACGCGGCCGGUGCCCCGCGCUGCGCUCCUCAACGCGCUGCGCAAGCUGCACGUGGGCCGCGUGGCCGCCGACGGCAGCGUGCAGAUCGAGGGGGAGGAGGAAGGGAGAGGAAGAGGAGGAGGAGGAGGCAGGGGAGGAAGAGGUGGAGGAGGUGGAGGAGCGGCGGAGGCAGGAGCCGGAGUAGGGGGAGAGGGGGACUCCGGCGAGCCGACGGAGACCACCGAGAUUAUCACCUUCGCCGAGGCUGGAGACUCCCCGGGCGUGAUCAACUUCAUGCUGUCCAGGGAGGGCGGCGAGCCCUCCCUGGUGGAGCAGGCCAACGUUUGGCUCUUCCUCCGCCUGGCCAAGAACAACCGCAACCGCGCCAAGGUCACCAUCCGGCUGAUCCAGCAGCACCCGGCGGGGCCCGGGGCGCCCGCCCAGGCCCAGGGCGACGUCCUGCUGGCCCAGAAGACGGUGGACACCCGCCGCAGCGGCUGGCACACCUUCCCCGUGUCGGGGGCGGUGCAGGCCCUCCUGGAGGCCAGUGCCACGGCCGCGCCGCUCAGCCUGCGUGUGUCCUGCCCGCAGUGCGCCGGUCUGGGCGCCACCACCGUGCUGGUGUCGGGCCGGGCGUCCCAGCGGGAGCAGUCCCACCGGCCCUUCCUGAUGGCGGUGGUGCGGCCUGGCGUGGACGGCGAGCCGCGGCGGCGCCGGCGCCGGGGGCUGGAGUGCGACGGCAAGGUGCGCGUGUGCUGCAAGCGGCAGUUCUACGUCAACUUCAAGGACAUCGGCUGGAACGACUGGAUCAUCGCGCCGCCGGGCUACCACGCCAACUACUGCGAGGGCGAGUGUCCGUCGCACGUGGCCAGCAUCACGGGCUCCUCGCUGUCCUUCCACUCCACCGUCAUCAACCACUACCGCAUGCGGGGCUACAGCCCCUUCCAGAGCAUGCGCUCCUGCUGUGUGCCCACGCGCCUGCGGCCCAUGUCCAUGCUGUACUACAACGAGGAGCAGAAGAUCGUCAAGAAGGACAUCCAGAACAUGAUCGUGGAGGAGUGCGGCUGCUCGUAA